Messenger RNA from Alligator mississippiensis (American alligator), 2629 nucleotides. RefSeq names its product synaptotagmin 17 (gene SYT17). The transcript has 7 exons. Gene Ontology annotation, molecular function: calcium ion binding; syntaxin binding; calcium-dependent phospholipid binding. Lineage: Eukaryota; Metazoa; Chordata; Crocodylia; Alligatoridae. Gene Ontology annotation, biological process: regulation of calcium ion-dependent exocytosis; cellular response to calcium ion; calcium-ion regulated exocytosis. Gene Ontology annotation, cellular component: membrane. The record is from RefSeq and is a predicted model, not a curated record. The coding region runs from base 92 to 1513 and encodes 473 amino acids.
AUGUCCUAGAUAGAUAUGGAUUACCAGAUUCCUGGGUUUGUUUAUAGAAAAACCAUGGCGAGGGGGAAGGAGUAAAUUUCAUCUGUUUAAAAUGGAUGUGGAAAAACAUCUCCUUGAUGUAGGUCUGCUCGCUAGAAUCUCGGAUCUCUUGCUGUGCAGAUGGACUUGUAGAAAUUGUUGUCAGAAGUGUUUCGACUGCAGCUGUUGUCAGUCGAGUGAGGAUGAAGUUGAAAUCCUGGGACCUUUUCCGGCUCAGACACCAGCCUGGCUGAUAAGCAAUCAGAAUGAGGAAAAAGAUGGAGACUCUGAUAACACCACCAGCGAGCCACCUCCAACUCCGCAGGAUACUUCCCCUGACAGGAGGCGGUCAUCAUCAGAUACUUCACGGUCCACUUAUAGCCUUACAAGGAGGAUUUCAAGUCUAGAAUCGAGAAGGCCAAGUUCUCCACUAAUUGACAUUAAACCUAUUGAGUUUGGAAUUAUAGGAGCUAAAAAAGAAAUAGUUCAGCCAACUAUCCUGAGAAAAACCUAUGCCCCAGAUGACUACUUUAGAAAAUUUGAACCAAGACUUUAUUCCCUCGAUUCUAACAGUGAUGAUGUGGACUCCUUGACAGACGAGGAAAUCUUAUCAAAGUAUCAACUGGGCAUGCUGCAUUUUAGCACACAGUAUGAUCUGUUGCAUAAUUAUCUAAUAGUGAGGGUAAUUGAGGCUAGAGAUCUGCCUCCUCCAAUUUCCUAUGAUGGCUCAAGACAAGAUAUGGCUCAUUCUAACCCUUAUGUCAAGAUAUGUCUCCUUCCUGAUCAGAAGAACUCCAAGCAGACAGGAGUAAAACGCAAAACACAGAACCCAGUGUUUGAGGAGAGAUACACAUUUGAAAUCCCAUUUUUAGAAGCCCAGAGAAGAACUCUGCUUUUAACCAUAGUGGAUUUUGACAAAUUCUCACGCCAUUGUGUCAUUGGCAAAGUGUCGAUGCCAUUAAGCGAAGUAGACCUUGUGAAGGGUGGACACUGGUGGAAGGCCCUUGUUCCCAGUUCUCAGAAUGAAGUUGAGUUGGGGGAGCUGCUGCUAUCAUUAAACUACCUACCCAGUGCAGGAAGACUGAACGUAGACAUUAUUAGAGCAAAACAGCUUCUUCAGACAGAUAUGAGCCAAGGUUCAGAUCCCUUUGUGAAGAUUCAGCUGGUCCAUGGAUUAAAGUUAGCAAAAACCAAGAAAACUUCUUGCAUGAAGGGUACAAUAGAUCCCUUCUACAAUGAAUCCUUCAGUUUCAAGGUGCCACAAGAAGAACUGGAAAGCGCCAGCCUAGUAUUCACAGUGUACGGCCACAACAUGAAGAGCAGCAAUGAUUUUAUUGGGAGGAUUGUGAUUGGUCAGUACUCAACAGGCUCCCCUGAAUCGAACCACUGGCGUCGCAUGCUCAAUUCCCAUCGGACAGCUGUGGAGCAAUGGCACAGCCUCCGGUCCAGGGCAGAGUGCGACCGAGUGUCUCCAGCAUCUCUUGAGGUGACGUGAGAGCAGUCAAUUAGCAACAACAAAGCCAAGCAAGAAAAUGAAAACACACAGAAACCCCCUCCAUGCUCAUUCACACACAUACUCGUCUGCAGUCAACCAUGGAAUUGAAAGUAACUGUUGCCGCUGCUGGUAACACAAUGGCUGCAUUAGCCUCUGUGCCUCAGUGAACCUUCCUAAACCACAUAUCACAUAUUCAUACGCUGACUGUUUUCUCAGGGUCACUACCUGUGUGGCCCAUUGGACCUGUUACUACUUGCAUCUGCUGCUGGACCCACACCUCUGUUUUUAAUCCCACGUUCAGUACAGUGGAGGACUAUUCAAAAGGUCAGUGUUAACACAGUAGAGUGCUUUACUUUCUCCUGUAGUGUGUAGUGUAGGUUGCACGUGGAUUCAACAUCUUCAUUCUGAGUUAACUGGAAACUUUUUGAGUUCCUUCCACUACCUUUCCAGUACAAACCCAUGACUCAUUUCAUUGGAGAUGUAAGUACCCAUGUACUCUCUUUGGUGAAUGUGGUAAAUAGGCUAGAAUCUUUUUUUUUUAAUUGAUAGAACGUGGUGAAAUCAGUUCUGAAAUCAAUCCAGUUUUGUCCUCGUACUAGUUUAAUAAAAUUAAAUUCCUGUUAGUAUGUAUGUGUGCCUUUGUGUGUUGGAGUAUGGGUGUGUUUGUGUGUUAUUACACACAUGGGACCAUAUACCAAAUGGAUCUAAUGUUAUGUCAGUAAUGAGACCUGCCACAUUAUAACAGUCUGUAUACAUAAAGUAGGUAGAGUAUGAUAUAGCAAAGUAAAUAUUUUCAAUAGAGUCCAUACUGGGAAAGCCAGAUGAGGCUUUUAAAAGCCUUUAUGUAGUGCAAAAGAACUUGCUUUGGGAGCUUUCACAGUAAACACCGGAGAUGAUACACAAUUUUAAUUCUCUUAACAGGCUGCGGUAGGUCUUUCUGUGUUCUGUGUCUUAAACAAGGUAGUUUUUCAAGUCAGUUGAGUGAACUUUGCUACAGUCAAACUGUUCGUUUAUUCUGUUGGAUGCUUCUGUACAUUUUUUUCACGGCAUAUUGUCUGGUAUGAUGGAGAUUGUAUAUUUAUUGAAAAUAAAGAUCUAUUUAUUUGUGCCAUGUAA